CCCAGUCUGGUUUGGAACUCCUGGGAUCAAGUGGUCCGCCCACCUCUGCCUCCCAGAGUGCUGGGAUUACAGGCGUGAGACAGGGAACCAGGCCUAGGCACUUUCUAUUCUAAACACUUUCCAUUGAUUAUCACAUUUAAUCCCAACAACCCUCCACUUUAUAGAUAAGGAGACAGGCCUAGAAAGAGAUCUAAAAAGGGUCACACGGCUAGAAAGUGGCACAACCGAUUCCAAGCCAGUUACCCAGGCAAUCUGGCUCCAGAGUCCAAAUAACCCCACCAAACAAACUCCCAGGAAUCGCCAGACCUGUGGGUUAUCGGACUGGAGACCCACCCAUGCAGAGGACUUUUAUGGGCAUUUCCUGGUCCUUCCUGCACCAGGCAAGAAAAUGCACCGCCACUGCUCGGGAAGAAUGCCAAGCCGCACGCCCGGAGCCUAGCACCAGGAGCAAGGGCCAGGGCACCUCAGGACCACACAGGCGUCCCAGGGAGGAAGGUCGAUGGGGGCGUGGCUGAGAAUCUUGAAUCACCCAAUAACGAGGUGUGCCGGGGCGCUAUGCAAAUAAUGUGUACGUUUUAUUGGGCACUGGCUCUCCGGAGUCCCGCCCCGCCCUCGCCUGAGGAAAUGGACAGACUUUUUGCAAAUGCCUUGAAGGGUGGAAUUAGCAGCAAGCUCUUGAAACUGCCUCUGGAGAUGGAAUCCAGCGGAAUUCUCGAAAAGAAGAGGGGUGCAUGCACUGAUUUCCAAGCGCAGUUUGUCUAUGUUAGUCUUGCACGUGCUUGACUCCAGUCAGCCACCGUAGGCCCCGCCACCCGCCGUACACUUUCUUUCGAUCUUUUGGCCAGUAGCUUCGCGCUUGCUCACGAACUUGCCUGCCUGCGUGGCCCACCCAGUCCCUCCUUCCAGUCCGUCUUCCCCCUCCGCAGCCUCUGCCAGCAGCCACUGCGCAUGCCUUCUGACGCCCCCUCUGGUCCAGCGUGGGAGGAGGGGAUGGAAAUGAGGUUGGGCCGACCAGCUCGCGCGCGCUCCCUUCCCUGCUCUACCCCGUCGCCGGACGCGCGCCGGGCUGUGCAGCUCCGUGGGGCCGAGGGCAGUGCAGCAGCGGCGACGGCUGCUGCGGCCCUGGCCGCGGCGGGAGGAGCCCGGAGCCCCGCCCCCGGGGAGGGGCCGUCCUGCAGGUCCCCGCUCCAUCCUCCACGGUCCAAUUCAAGCCAGGGAUGAAAUUUAGCAGCAAGAAGGACGCAGUUGACGCGGUGCCAAUGAACUAAGUCAAAACCCGGGUUCCUGUGCCAGCAAGAUGCUGGAAGGAGGCGCGGAGUCCAUGGCCGGGGCCACGGAUCCUAGUCCCACUGGCAAGGAACCAGUGACUGAAGAAACUCCCCACCAGGGCCCACCGCAGAAGCCCAGCCAGUCGUCUGCGGGCGCGCCUCCCCGGCCCCGCCGGCGGCCCCCACCCGAGCGCCCACACCGGUGCCCGGACUGUGACAAGGCCUUCUCGUACCCGUCCAAGCUGGCCACGCACCGCUUAGCACACGGCGGCGCCCGACCCCACCCAUGCCCAGACUGCCCAAAGGCCUUCUCCUACCCCUCCAAGCUGGCAGCCCACCGCCUCACGCACAGUGGUGCCCGCCCACACCGGUGCCCACACUGCCCAAAGGCCUUUGGCCACCGCUCCAAGCUGGCGGCUCACCUCUGGACCCACACGCCCACCCGCCCCUAUCCAUGCCCCGACUGCUCCAAGUCUUUCUGCUACCCUUCCAAGCUGGCGGCCCACCGCCACACUCACCACGCCACCGACGCCCGCCCCUAUCCUUGCCCGCAUUGCCCCAAGGCUUUCUCAUUUCCCUCCAAGCUGGCCGCCCAUCGCCUAUGUCACGAUCCCCCCACUGCGCCCAGCAGCCAGGCCACAGCCCGGCACCGAUGCUCCAGCUGCGGCCAGGCCUUUGGCCAGAGACGCCUCCUGCUCCUUCAUCAACGCAGCCACCACCAGGCGGAGCACAAGGGGGAGAGAGACUGAGCCCUCCCUUGGGCUCACUGUCCCCCUCUGCCCUUAGCCCUUGCCAGUAAGAGGUGGGAUUUCUAAGCCCCGCUGUAUGAGCUCGCCUCUUCCAGAUAGCUGGCAGGGCAAGGGAUUGGCCAUUUAUACUGGGCUCAAACUCAAAAGCCCGAGGAACUGUUUGCUCCCCUGCUUUAGGGAGAAUAAAGCAUCAACCACAGUUUUAGCACUGGGUCUCAAACCACAGACGUGAAGCUGUGGUUUGACAGCGCUGGCUCUGCUUCUCCCCACACACAUACAUAGCAAGGGUAAAAAAGUCUGCUACUAUUGUAGGCUGAUGAGGAUGGUGGGCAAACAGGCUCUCUUGCUGUUACAAGUUGAAAUUGGUGUCUCUCCUUUGACCAUAUGACUGUAUCUAAGAAACUGAAAAUACAUACAUGUUUGUUUCAACUCUU
This is a messenger RNA of Sapajus apella (tufted capuchin), 2451 nucleotides long. RefSeq names its product zinc finger protein 575 (gene ZNF575). Lineage: Eukaryota; Metazoa; Chordata; Mammalia; Primates; Cebidae. The coding region runs from base 1298 to 2017 and encodes 239 amino acids. Gene Ontology annotation, cellular component: nucleus. The transcript has 4 exons. The record is from RefSeq and is a predicted model, not a curated record.